AUGCACGCGGCAUCGGAUGCAGGCGCGUCGAUGGCAGAGAAGCAGCUAUGUCAGAACGGCGAGAUUCCGAUGCAACCCUUAUACCUCGCGAUGGUGGCCGUGGUUGUUCUACUGCUCGUGCUCAGAAUCUGCCGGGCCAGCGCACCUGGGCUGUUUCCACGGGUAGGUGAUACGAUCGGGCGAAUUUCGUAUGCUGCCGGCCUUCUCUUGCGUCCUCCGCCCGCCUCUUUCUUCUUUCUAGUCUGCUUCGUGUUGAUUGAAUCUACGUGGUUGCUCAUGAAGGAUAGAGGCGAGAUCUGUCGAUUUCAACCAUGUGCGCAUUGA
This is a messenger RNA of Prorocentrum cordatum, 324 nucleotides long. The record is from the annotation of a GenBank genome assembly. Lineage: Eukaryota; Dinophyceae; Prorocentrales; Prorocentraceae.